UUGCGCUCAGCGCUGCGUUGAGUGUGCACGUACAUCGGGUCUGUUAUCGUUUUUGUGGCGUAAUAUAAAACUACCUUCAGCUAUGGAAAAUAAUAGUGACGGCGACAUACAAUUGAAUAGAAGUUUGGAAGUUCAAGAAAAAACGAGCAGGCAGGAAAGUGAUGUUGUUGAAGAGAUAGAAUGGGAUGACUCAAACUUCAGGAAUACUGAGAAAAGGAAGACUAGGGAAGAUGAAAGUAAUAGUGAGGAAGGUUUCCAAACUGUUACCCGCAGAAAGAGGGCAGCGAAGCGUUUACUGAGGAGUAACUCCCACAAGGGCCAAGUUGAACCAUCAAGAGGAGAAUCGCAAUAUAUUGAAAGAUAUGAAGUAUGUAUUACUUCUUUGGAGAUUUUACCUAAGCAAAUGGCUAUGGCAAAGUUGCUGAGAGGUGAGAAUAUUUCAAAUAUUUUGAGAAUAAAAUAUAAAAGCCCCUAUAAGGUUCUCAUUCAAGUAGAAGACGAAGAGACGGCAGAAAAACUGUUAGGUUGUCAAAAAAUACUUAAUAUGGGAUGUAGAUGUCAGAUGACUACGGAAACCAGUUUUUGUUAUGGUAUUGUGAAAAAUGUUGAUUUAGAUAUGACAGAAAAAGAUUUAGUGGAUGUUGUAGAAUCUUCAGCAGAAGUUGUCUCAAUUAAACGUUUAAAUCGCAUUGACGCAGAUGGAAAAUGGGUACCGAGUGAAACAAUAAGACUAUGUUUUAAAGGAACCAUUUUACCCCCAUAUAUAACAGCAUAUGGAUGUAGAUUCAAGGUUGAUACCUAUAUAUUCCCUGUAACUCAAUGUUCCGGGUGCUGGAAAUUUGGACAUGUAGUCAAGUUCUGUCCCACGAAGAAAAUUGUUUGCCCUAAAUGUGGAGAGAACCAUGAAAAUUGUGAAAUUAAAGAAUUUUCAUGUGCCAAUUGUAAAGGUUCCCACUUGGCCCUAGACAAAAUAUGCCCCAUUUACCAAAAAGAGAAAUUGAUUCGCUCUAUUAUGAGUAAGAAUAAUACCACAUAUAGAAAGGCAUUACUUAUUUAUAAAGAAGAGAUGGCGGAGAAAGAAGAGUCGGAGUCUGAGAUCAUAAACUGGGAAAUGGAACCGACCCCUGCACAAGCAACUGGUAUGGACACCAGCGCCUCACAGCCUGCCUCUGUCCCAAUUUCCGGUACUUCUCAAAAUACUUAUAGCAAUGUUGUAGGGGCUAAAACAAUGGUCCAGCAAACGCGACUAGAUAGUGAAGAAACUCCUGCCUCAUAUAAUAAGAAGAAAAACGACAAAAAGAAUAAAAAAAAGGAAGAAACGAAGGGAAAUCUUUGCAACACGGAAAAAUGUUCUAUGGAAUUCGAGGAAGUCGAAAUGGGUAAUAAUAAAAAACAGGAAUCACAACGAGCAACUCAGCAAGAAAGAAGAUCAAAGUUUAGAAUAAUUUUUGAACGUUUUAAAGAUAUAUUAUUGUCUAAUGUUUCGGUGGGAGAAAAAAUUUUUUUGUUGCUUCAGUUGAUUGUUGAACAAUGUAAAGUUGUUUUAAAGGAUAUGUUUACCGAUGGAGAGAUGUUAGGCAAAAUUUUUAAACUUUUUAAUGGAUAGACCUAUUAAAAAUUUUACUAUUAAUAUAUUACAGUGGAAUGCACAAAGCCUCAGACCCAAAUUGGCAAGUUUUGAAACAUUAUUGCAACAAGAAAAAAUACACAUAGCCAUUUUGAGUGAAACAUGGUUAGAGCCUGAAGCCUGUUUGAAGAUCCACGGAUAUAAUAUUUACAGAAGGGAUCGGCCUGAUACCUAUGGAGGAGUUGCCAUCAUAGUUCACAAAUCGAUUUCAGUACAGUCAUAAGGAUUUCAGUUGUUGUGAGGAUGAAAUUCAAGCCGCUUUGGAUGUAACCGUAUCUCUUUUAAAUGAUUUGGGAUUGGAGCUAUCUUCAAGUAAGACAAAACUAUGUGUAUUCAGUAGAGGUCGUAGGCAGCUGGUACCCAAUGUUAAAAUAAAUUCGGUGACAUUAUCUUCCAGCGAGUGUAUAAAAUAUUUGGGACUAUGGUUGGACAAAAAACUACUGUGGAGCAAGCAUAUCAAUGAAGUAAGCGAAAAAUGUUUAAAAUUUUUGAACAUUUUAAAAGUACUAACAGGGUCAUCUUGGGGAGUACAUCCUAAUCAUAUGCGAAAAUUAUAUUUAUCACUUAUUAGAAGCAGACUGGACUAUGGAAGUGGCUUGUUUGGAAAUAGUGCUCAAACACAUUUAAAAAAAUUAGACAAGGUUCAAAAUCAGGCUUUAAGAAUCAUAGGAGGUUUCCUUAAGAGCACGCCCAUACAUGUGAUGGAGAGUGAAUUAAGUAUACCUCCCCUGUAUAUAAGAAGAGUUCAGUUGACAUACAAACAUUGUUUGAAAUUUCAAUCAAUUUCAGAAAACGAAAGUGUAAACCUUCUUGAUAAGUUAAGUACUCUGUGUCAAUUUAAAUACUGGAAGAAAAAAAAGAAACCACUGCUAGUAGAAUGUUAUGAAAAAACCAAACAUGAGAUUAUCCAUUCAUCUGCUCCUCUGGAAAUGUUUACUUUGAAUACUUGGGUCUCAAGCAUAGAGUACAAGAUUGAGAUUAAUUUAAAAGCCGUCAAACAGGCAAAAGCGUCUUACGACGCGAGUGUCCUCAAGUUUGAAAUAAUGAAUGAAAUCCAAGAGAAAUAUCGUGGAUGGCACAUGUUGUUCACUGACGGGUCGAAAAGUGAUGAAGGGGCAGGUGCGGCUUUUUACGACUGCACCACCAAUUUCUCUGAAGGUUUUAAGGUCGAUCCCUGUCUGUCUAUAAUGUCCGUUGAACUCAUUGCAAUUUUAAAGGCAGUAUCGUACAUAAGAGGGCUGGGUAUACAAAGAUGUGUCAUCUUCACUGAUAGCAAAAGUGCGCUUCAACACCUGGCUCGAUGCGCCUCUGGAAAUAGCAGAGGUAUAUCGAUAGCCUACGAUAUUUUGGCACUUUUGUAUGAAGUAGUUCAAACCGAUGUUGAGUUAAGAUUGCAAUGGGUUCCAUCUCAUAUAGGUUUGGUGGGCAAUGAGAAGGUUGACUCAUUAGCAAAAGAAGCAAGGACCAGUGGUUCUAGCACUACUAUUUCACCGGAUUAUGUGGAAAAGUUUUCUAAAUUCAAAAAUAUUACCUACAAUUUUUGGAAAGAAUAUUUUAACCGUAGAUCAUUGGAGAAAGGAAUUUGGUAUAAAACGCUACAGAGUCAACCUCCUCAAGUGCCUUGGUUUAGUAAUGUAAAACUUAGUAGAAAUUUAAUUAAAGUAGCAUUUAGACUUCGUUCUGGUCAUUAUUUAUGUAAUAAGUUUAAAUUUAUGAUGAAAAAAUCAGAUACUCCUAACUGUGAAAGAUGUGGUGUUUUAGAAGAUGUACAACAUAUACUCAUUGAUUGUAUUAAAUAUAAGUGUGAAAGGGAUCAACUAGUGAGAGAAUUAAUGUUAAACUACAAUGAUGUGGGACUUGCCCAGUCAAUAUUGUCAAAACCUAACUCGAUAGUUGCAAGAAAAUUUUACGAGUUUGUGUUUAUAUUUUCUCAGAAGUAGAUCUCUUAAUUAGGGUACGAUAGGGCUGACAUGCCAUUAAGGAAAAAGCCCUGUUAAAAAAAAAUAAUAA
Messenger RNA from Plodia interpunctella (Indianmeal moth), 3637 nucleotides. RefSeq lists its product as uncharacterized. The coding region runs from base 83 to 1606 and encodes 507 amino acids. The record is from RefSeq and is a predicted model, not a curated record. The transcript has 2 exons. Lineage: Eukaryota; Metazoa; Arthropoda; Insecta; Lepidoptera; Pyralidae.